This is a messenger RNA of Saccostrea cuccullata (small rock oyster), 2835 nucleotides long. RefSeq lists its product as uncharacterized. The transcript has 4 exons. Gene Ontology annotation, biological process: cell surface receptor protein tyrosine kinase signaling pathway. The record is from RefSeq and is a predicted model, not a curated record. Lineage: Eukaryota; Metazoa; Mollusca; Bivalvia; Ostreida; Ostreidae. Bases 79 to 2829 code for a protein of 916 amino acids. Gene Ontology annotation, cellular component: cytoplasm.
UUCAUAAUGCAUAUUAAUGCAGAAGAGAUAGGGGAACUAUUAUCAAACGAACCGUCGAGACUUGCACACGGGUAUUGAAUGGAGGGAGUGCAAAAAUGUGGAUAUCUGGAGGUUAAGGAACCCUCGUGUAUUAAAGGAAGAAAACUUAAGACAUGGAGAAGAAAAUGGGCUGUCAUGCAGGAAAUGAGCAAUUUAGCAUCUGGAACUCUAGCAGCAAAACUAGAUUUCUUUCUGAACGAGGCUUCCUCAAAAACAAAUCCUCCAUCUGCCGACAAACAGACAUAUCUUUUGGAAAAUGUCACAGCUGUUGAGCCAUGCUCUUCCAAAACUCACAAACUGGCAUUCCAGAUCGUACAAAGCACACCAAUCCUUGUUCUAUGUGCACAGACACAACACGAAACAGAUCAGUGGAUAUUGGCCUUCAAACAAAUAUUCUUGCCAAACCAGAGAGUAACAGAACAGGAUGGAUUCCCUGUUGCUGUCGUUUCAAAUGAUGACGCUAAGCGCUGCAACUUACAUGGGGAAUACCUAAUGGUGGUAUCUCCAGAAGUGAUUACUAUAGAAGGGACCAAUGGACAGACUGGAAUGGAAUGGAGGCUGGACUGUCUGAAGCGAUUCUACAUGGAUACAAGCAGACAGAACAUCCUGUUUAUAGAAAGUGGGGCGAAAGCUAGCUGUGGAGAAGCCAAAUUCGAGUUCCAGACGACACUGGUACAUGCAAUAUUGCAGGCGAUCAAGACAAACAUCAACAAGGCAAUCGAAAUGAGGAAAAGGCGAUCUUGUCUGAGUCAGGAUUCCCGGGACAGAACUAUGUCGAUGGAGCGAGGAUUUCACAACAUUUUAUCGAAUUCCGGACAAAGAAGUCGAGCUUCGUCUUCUGCAGAAAGCAACAAAUCAGUAUCUAGUCCUGUAACCAACUCCCCAACCUUGUCUAUCAAAAGCGCUCUGGAGAGAACUGCUUGCUGGCAAGAAAAGAAUGAUAAUUUCUCUAGAGUUCGAUGUAAUUCUUUAACACUCGGAAGUAACAUUAGUGAAGAAAGGUCUGAAGAAAACUCGCAUUCACACACAAGAAGUCUUUCUCUGCAUGUUCAGUCGGAUAAAUCUCCACACCAGUAUGAUAUUUUGACAUUAAAAGAUAAAGCCAAAUUGGAGAUAAAACCAGAAAUAGUUGCUAAAGUCUGUGUUGCAACAGAAAAUAGUUCUAAACCAUUGGAAGUCAUGUUAGACAGCCAUGGCUACAGUCACAUACCAGCUAAUAUUAAACACAGAGACAACCAGGAAUGUGAAACUGGUGCAAAGGAAUCUGAAAUUCCAAAGACUACAUCGAGUUCAGAUGUAACCGAGAACAUUUCUCCCAAUGUUAACGAAAGACCAUGCAUAGGUACAACCGAAGAUCACAACGCACAGAGUGAUAUGCAUAUGGCUAGUGAAAACUUAGAAGAGAAACGUUCAGCUUCCAUCGAAUCACACGAUUCGGGAGUUUCUUGUCCUUCAAGUUACCAGCCAUCCACGGCAGACGAACAGGUUCAUCGAAACAAAGAAUCGUUUGAUAGUGCUAUUUCGUAUUCAGAAAUAAGGGUCUCUAUUCCAGAGGCAAUCGUCGUCACCGAGAGUGGAAGUUCUGGGUUUACUAGAUCGUUUUCUCAGCCAGAGAGUAUGUGCUUCAAUGAACCCAAAAACGAACGUUCAAACUCCGAACCUACCAAGACAGUUGCCUGUGAAACUGGAUAUGCAAAUAUGGAAAGUGAGUAUGAAGACCUUGAUAAAUACAGAAAAGACUUGAACAAGUUUUUGGGGAUGAACGAUAAGCCCCCAGAGGAGGUCCCUCCAAGUCUCCCCGAACGCCCUGCAAGUUUACCUCCAUCGAGAAAAGUGUUAAAAGUCCCGAAAAGAAAAAGGGUCUCCUUCCCUGCCUUUGGAAACAAUCGGUCAUCCUCGUCAAGUUCAGAUUCUGAAGAUACAGAGCAUGAAAUAGCAGCAAUUGCUAGUUGGCCCAUAGGACAAAAUACGGGUAGUAAUGAUCUUUACGCUAGUGUUGAAAGAAAUGCAAAUGUUGUUGAAACAAAUACACCAGAGUAUGAUCAAGAUUUAUACGAGACUAUACCAGCAGAAGCUGAAAAAGAAAACACCGAAUCUCCAAUUUCUUCAAUCAAAACAUGGCCUCUGAAUCGUACAGCAAAAGCCAAUUGUAACCGAUUUUAUGAAUCCAACGUUUCAAUUCAAACACCAGCACUUCCGCCUGAGACAGAGGUGAUCGAUUCUAAACCAUCGUCAAAGAAAGGCCAAGAUGACAUUUCGAAAGAUUUUCUUACUGGAGAAGCUUCAUAUAUAUCUUCGAAAAAGCUUCCGGUUUUGAACCCUACAAAGCAAGCGUCGGUUGUGGAUCUUCUAGGUGAGGAUAUUCCAGACCUGUCCAAGAAGGUGCCGGUUUUGGACGUUAUGUUACCAUUCGGUUUUGAAGAAAUUAAAAACAAUCAGCACGGCACUGGAAUAUCACAAGUUAAAUUUACAAAACCCGAUGGAACACAAAACACUUUGCCAAAUAACCCUUUUCCAAAUAUAGCGCGUUAUAGUGGAGCUAUGGAAAGUUUUGCAGAGAACUCGAGAAACUCAGCAAGCCGAAAUUCUAACAGUUCCGAAACAGAAACCACAGAAGAAGGGAAUGUUGAAAAUAAAACUGAGAUUAUUCAGGAGGAAAAAGACUUGAUUGACUUUGAUGAGACAGAAUCGUCUUCAAAUCAGACACCAGACACGGAGGAUGUUUAUCUUGCAAUGGAAGAGAAAGAACCUGUGUACGUGGAACCUUCACUUUUACAACCAAGUGAAUGAUGGCAG